GGCGGCUGCCGGGCGGGAAAGAGCGGGCAGGCAGCCGGCGCAGCCCAGCCCCGGGUGGGCCGGGGUCGGCGGGUGGCCGCAGCCGCCUCCCCAUGAAGGCUUUGGUGUCUCCUGGCAGCGCCCCGAGGUGCCGGGGGCGAGAGGCGGCCGCGGGGGCGGUGCGGGCCGGGCCGGGCCGCGGCUCGGGCCGGGCGGGAGGAGGAGGAGGAGGAGGAGGAGGAAGAAGAGGAGGAGGAGGAGGAGGAGGAGGAGGAGGUAGCGGUGUCACUGAUGCGCUGCGCCUUGUGCUUCCCCGCCAGGUGUUCUCCCUCUGGCUUCCUAUGUCCUGUUACCAGGAGGAUUUCUUCAAAGAGUACCUCAAGAUGAUGGUCAAUAUCGUCGUCCUGAACUUGCUCAUUUGUAUUUCUCUGGUGUUCUGGAUCGUGUCCAUGACUGCCAGUACGUACUACGGUACUUUACGACCCAUUUCUCCAUGGCGCUGGCUUUUUUCAGUCUUGGUUCCACUAAUGAUUGCUACACAGGGUUUUAAGAAGAAGAGUCUUGAUCACAGUGGUGCAUUGGGAGGAUUGGUGGUUGGAUUUAUACUUACAGUUGCAAAUUACAGUUUCUUCACUUCUUUAUUUGUAUUUUUUGUUACUUCUUCAAAACUUACUAAAUGGAAAAAAGAUGCAAAGAAGCAAAUAGAUUCAGAAUACAAAGAAGGUGGACAGAGGAAUUGGGUGCAAGUAUUCUGUAACGGUGGUGUUCCUACUGAGCUGGCUGUCUUAUAUAUGAUAGAAAAUGGACCGGGUGAAAUUCCUAUUGACUUUUCAAAGCAAUACACAGCAUCAUGGAUGUGUUUAUCCCUUUUGGGAGCUUUGGCAUGCUCUGCUGGUGAUACAUGGGCUUCAGAGAUCGGUAGCGUUAUGAGUAAAAGCAAGCCAAGGUUGAUAACAACCUGGGAAAAGGUUCCAGUAGGUACUAACGGAGCAAUUACUUUAGUGGGCCUGCUCUCAAGUUUGCUUGGGGGCAUGGCAGUAGGUAUAGCCUACUUCAUAACACAGCUCAUUUUCGUGACUGAUCUGGAAAUAUCUGCUCCGCAAUGGCCCAUUAUUGUGUUUGGUGCAGCAGCUGGCUUACUGGGAUCAAUUGUUGAUUCAUAUUUGGGAGCUACGAUGCAAUACAGCGGUUUUGACCAGAAUAUCGGCAUGGUUGUCAACCACCAAACGAAAGACUCCAAGCACAUAUCUGGAAAACCUAUAUUAGACAACAACACAGUAAAUCUUUUUUCUUCUGUAAUCAUUGCUUUGGUGCUUCCAAGUGUGGCGUGGUGUUUCUGGCCCAGGGGUUGAAAUGGUUUAAGGUUUUAUGCAUGUGAUUUAUUUAUGUUCAGUCUUACUCAAAGACUCUAAAGAGUUCUCUUCGAACUCUCUUGAAGAGAGUGAUCUGAAACUUUCAGAGAGCCAAAGGACUUUCCAUCUCAACUUACUAAGGCUGUGAGCUUCAUAUGGCAAUUGGCAUCUCCCGGGGCAAGGAAGGGAUUUUGUCAAUAUGCUCUUGCAGCUCUUCAGUUGGAUGUAGAUCCUUGCCAAGUGAGGUGAAAUGCUUCAUUUAUCCUCAUGGAGCUGAAGGGUUGGCAUCUAUGUUCUCUCUCGUCCCCAGCAUCUGGAAGGGCAAGAAGCGGGAAAUAGAUAGACUUCUACAUCAGUCAGUGUGAUGGAGCGUUGUGGCUAUUGUCCAAGCCAGACACAAAGUACGCUGCAACUUUAUGUAGGCAGUGGUAACACGGGUGAAAUGGGUGAAUUCUGGUACUUCCCAUAAUCUACAGUAUGUAAGGUUUUAUGGAAAUAUUUUUUUGCAGUGUGUGGGGGGAGAGAGGAGUAAGCCUCGUUGCCUAUUCUGUAUCCUGAUACUAUCUCCACUUCACUAAGAAUAGGGUUGUUGAAAGUGAUGCCACUAUGUAAUGUUUGAAGCAAAAGGCUAAAUUUAAAAUAAAAACUCAAUAGUUUUUCCAGUAAGAAUAACAAAUUUGUCUGUGCUUUUUUGACAUCUUUAUUUCAAAACUAAUGAUAUUUAUGAAGACUGUCAAUACUGUAGUACUUACUAAAUUAUCUAAAAUUAAAGAUUACAAUUGUGAAUUCACAUUCAUCUCUUUAGAAAUAGAACAUUUUUUCCAUAAGCAUAGAAUUGUUCCAUAAUGUUUAGCAUUCUGACCAAACCAUACUCUUUGGUUCUUUCUCAGCAGUGGAAGUGUUUUCCCAUUUUGUUUCGGGUUGCUAUUCACAGAUGAUGGCCUCAGCCAAAGAAGCUACAGAGGUUAUCCUCGUAGUGAAUGGGGAAAGUCUCACCUAUAAACCGUUUCAAAAGAGGAAUUUAACUUUUGGUGCUCAGGCUCCUAUGUUAGGUGAUUCCAUCUUCCAUCAUUAAUUUAUAAAGGAGGUGGAAGUAAUUUAGCCAGCACAUUUACACUUUAGAGAUACCCUCAUAAUAACUUAUCACUGUCGACAUUCAGAAGUUAGGGUCCAUACUGUUAACUUAUAAAAACCUUUUUCUUCUUAUCUUUAGAGAUAGGUGAGUAUUUUGUAUUAAACAUCUGAUUUUUUUACAAAUAUCUUGUGUAUAUUGCCUGUCUUAAUUCACUUGAAUUGUGUAUUAUGUCACCUUUUAUGGGAAUAGUCAGAAAUUUUAACACCUUCCACAUUGAGUUUACUCUUUUAAAAUCUAGUCUAUAUAAAUGUGGAAUUAAUCACUGGAACUAGUUCACUGUAUUAUCCAAUUAUAAAGAUGAGAUUUCAAACUCGUAAAAGCUUUCUGAAAAGAACCAGUUGUGUAGCUGCUGUAUGUCUGUUCCUGUGGAAAGGCACAAAAUUAUAAAAGAAAUAUAUGCACUUAAACUGUAACAAUAAACACUUGAGAUUUUUAUGCAUUGUUUGGAUUUAUGCUGCUUCUAAAUAAACACUGUAUUAGUUGUCUUUUAA
Messenger RNA from Harpia harpyja (harpy eagle), 2957 nucleotides. It is a transcript of the gene FAABTP, whose product is annotated as transmembrane protein 19. Gene Ontology annotation, cellular component: membrane. The transcript has 6 exons. The coding region runs from base 93 to 1331 and encodes 412 amino acids. NCBI's taxonomy places the organism in Eukaryota, Metazoa, Chordata, Aves, Accipitriformes, Accipitridae. The record is from RefSeq and is a predicted model, not a curated record.